Messenger RNA from Rhopilema esculentum, 13170 nucleotides. RefSeq lists its product as uncharacterized. NCBI's taxonomy places the organism in Eukaryota, Metazoa, Cnidaria, Scyphozoa, Rhizostomeae, Rhizostomatidae. The record is from RefSeq and is a predicted model, not a curated record. Gene Ontology annotation, cellular component: cytoplasm. Gene Ontology annotation, biological process: protein phosphorylation; intracellular signal transduction. Gene Ontology annotation, molecular function: ATP binding; protein serine/threonine kinase activity.
AGGCAAGGUAAAUUUCCGGAUAAGAAACUUGAAACUUUACAGUUAGGAAUAAUAAUACCCGCAUUGAUCAGAAAAUAUUAGAGUGGGAGUUUUUUAAGAAACUACGAGUAGUUAAUUCAAUAAAAGAUUAAGAAUCUUUCAGAACUAAAAAUUCUCAACGCUUCUUUUAAAAAACGAGUUUAUGCUAAACUCCCCCUGUUAUUUGUUAAUGUCCUUGAGUCCUUGUCAUAAAUUCCUAUCACAAAACUGCUGUGAAGUAAGAACACAUUGCAAAAGCUGCAGUAGAAGUAUUUGAUCAAAGAAGAGUGUUUCAUCUUUCGAAUCAGGCAUAUGCACAAGUUUGUUCUCAAAUCAUCAUUUCAAUUGUAAAGAAUGAAAAGACAUUUGGCCCUCUGAAAAUUGUUAGUGGUUUUCUUCGAUCAAGAACAAAAAUAAAAGGCUCAAAUUCUCGGUGCUUCUAUAUCGUGAAAAAAUGUAUUUUAGAUAAAAUUGAUCAACUGAUCUGAAAGAAUACUACUAAUCAUUAAGUAUAUCUAAUACUGGUUUUGCUUAAAUGUUGCUUUACUUCUAACAGUAAGUUUAAAUGUUUGUUUCAUGUUAAUCAAAAUUUAGAGAUUUAGGCUUUUAUGCUUUAGGCUAAUUAUUGAGUAAAGUUUUGGUAAUUAUAAAGAAAAUAGAAUAUGGUGUUCGGGCUAUUCACAAAUAUCAAUUUGGUAGGUACAGUACUGGUCGAAUGAAAUAUUUCUCACUUAAAGUUGGAAUUUUCAUCCUUCCACGCCCCUCCAAAAUUAGCAACUUAUUUUCGUCCCUGCAGGCACCGAGGUUACAUUCAUUCCAACCUGAAAAAUUAGGCCUACCUGAAAAAGUACUCCCGAUCGUGAAUCCUCAGAUCCUUUGUUAGUGUGUGAAACGCACCGUGCUCUUCUCUUCUCUGAAUAAAUUUUCUCACCCAAAACCUAUGUUUUUUUCUCGCACGACGUUCUCUAACUCUUUUCAAUAAUGCAAUAGUAAUAAACAAGCUCGAUUGCAGUAGAUAUUGCUGGUUGAUUCCAGCCAUUUUAAUUUUGGCGCGCCCAAAGUCAAAUCAUUAAUCGCGGGAAUCGCAAGGAUCGCAUUGUAUUUCUUGCGAUCCUUGCGAUCAAAUGGAAACCAGGCUUUAAGGAACAACGAACUGUUUAAACACGUUAAUGAAUUUCUUCUCCCUCUCCAGAAUCGGCGUCUGUCUCUUCACAUGCGGCGUAGUCUUUAAUAUUUUCCCAAUCUACACAUUUGCAUAGUUCAGCGCAUGACAGCCCAUUCUUCAAACACGAAGAGCUUCCUCGUCCCUUGCAUCGAACCUUGCAUCCGCAUUUGACAAGUUCAAGAACUGAUUGCGGGGCUGGCAGCUCAAGGCACUUUAUCGGUACUUCCAUACCCUCAUCCAUUUGCCAACCGUUUCCCACAAGAGGUUGAAUUUCAUUAAUCGCAGUUGUAUAUUCCUUUAAAAUUCCAGCAAUAAAACUUGCUCUUUGUAUGUGGCGAAUCAAUGCUCCUAAAGUUGGAGGUAACUUUUCUGGUUCCAUGUUUUUUCUGCUAAACUCUCAUUUUCUCCCUAAAUUCACAUUUUGGUACCCGAUUAUUUGUAUAUACAUGUAUCGAUGUCACAAAUUCAAUGUAUAUCUAUACACAGUCUGAAUAACCCCAAUACCUAUUUGCACACCGCUCUUGUACUUACGUAUGAGUACGCAAGUAUUUUUAUAUACAUAUAUUUAUGGCACUAUUACAUUUUCUAUGCCUAACCAUUGUCCCUCCAUUGGCACUACGAGCUCGUAGUAUAUUCUUAUUGAAUACAUGAUAUAUACCUCUAUGGCGAGGCUACAUGAAUAAACUGGAUACACAUGAACGUGGAUAUCCCUUUCUUUUCUAUACAACGCUACGAUUCAAUGAUACACCUUUGCUGGCAUCAUCCCUGGGCGCAGGGGUGAGGGGGCGCCCAGGUGUAAAGGAGCAUACUGAUCAUAAGCCCCGAAAUGCUCUACCUGGUGGAUUGGCUGAUGAACUAGCAAGGACUCAGAAAUUAUAAAAGACAACUUAUAUACAUGUUUAUAUAUGUUAUAUGUAGCAGUAUAGUAUAUCUAUACUGACACACGCCCCUAUCUAGUUGGGUACACUAGGUACACUAUUCUAACAACAAACUUAAUCCCAGAUCUCCUAACGACACAAGAUUUUGUGAGAGGGCCCAGUGUGAUCUGGUUGAGGUUGGUAUUACACUGUUUUGUCUCAGUUUUUGACAAGCUGUGCUUGUCCUUUUUUAUGGUUUCAAACAAAAAUUGCAUUAACAUGUCAUAUCAUCCCUGUUGUUUUCAUAAUUUUUUUGCUUAAAGAUGUUAUUCAUGCUAACGGCCAUGCUAACGAUCAUGGACCCUCGUUAGAAAAUCCUUGGACUCUAAACUUCAAUCAUUCAGUUAAUUUCAUUCCUUGAGUUUUUUUGCCCCUCUUUAUCGCUGAGAGGGCUGAUUUGGCUUAGGCUACAAUAAAUCCCAAAAUGUACUUAAAACAAUACAGUAAAUAUUGCUCUUAUCUUUCAGCAUCUUCAGCAUCCAGGAUGAAGUUUAUGACCAAUUGGAUUAGAAAUCUCCUUACAUCGAUUUAGGGGGUAAGAAGUCACGUGACUAUAAAUUUCAAUUUCUAAGUAAGAAACUGAUUAAAGACGUGUCCCUAUAGCAUUUGGAAACAGAUUGUUGAAGUUCGUUCGUUCAAAGUUCGUUCUUAUCAUCUAUUACGAUUGAUGGUAUUUGCUCCUCCGCAGAGAAACUGACAUUGACCGCACGUGAUUAACGCCCCCGCUAAACCCCUUCCGCUUUCCUAAAAAAAUGCCAUCUAUGAUUUUCGUAAUCUAGAUGGAUAUUCAAAUACAUUCAUGCAAAAAAAUCGAUUUUGGCACGCAAAUCGAGCGGGAGCAAUAAUUGUGACACAAACGACCGGACUAGCAAUUCUGAAGCCUUAAGUUGUUCAUCGUUUCUGGAGAACAACUGAAGUGUCAAUUUCGAUUAAUUAUACGCGAGGGAAGAGCUGGAACAGGAAGCCGUAGCUUUGUGGGCCUACACAGGUGAUCAAAACAAAGUCGUGACACAGCAUCGACACAUUCCGACCCGCAAUCUGAGAAUGAUUGUAAACAUUUAAAGGACAAGUGACACGCUUUUGGCGCCAAAUUUUUUUCUUCUUUUAACUUAAAGUAAAAUGCUGUAUGAGAGUGCUGUUGAAAUAUUUGUCCUUUCUGAUUUCAUUUUCCUACUUAAAAACACUUUUCAAAUUAUGGCGGGAAAUGAAUCACGUGACACCGUGACGUAGAUUGUGAUAAUUUGUUAUUGCUGCUACUGGUAUACAAUGCAAUAUUAACGUUUACAACACGCUUCUAAACGAAUUCAGUUCGUGUGGACCUGUCGCGUUGUGUUUCGUAAACUCUCUAUUAAUGACAGGAAAAUUCCGAGUUAUCACAAUGUACGUCAUAGGGUCACGUGAUAAAAAGCAAAAUCGCACCCCCUGCACCCCCUGACUAUAAUUUUUUGUUCUAAACCAGGAAAAACUUACAUCUAAAUGCUGAUCUAUAAGUUAAUGAAAAGAAAAGAUAGGGUGAAAAGUGUGUCACUUGUCCUUUAAUAUUUUUCGAUCCUAAAAAGCUCCUGCUUUAGAUUAAGAUGCAGUUAUCAACGCGUGACCAUGACUCCUUCACGAUUCGGUGGAAAAUAUACGAAUUUCAUGGCGAACGAGAGCCGCACACUGUGACGUCAGAAUGUCACCAAACUGAUUCGGCUUUUGUCGUUUUUUUCUCGGAAAGGUGCAACUUUAAAGCCUUAUAACUUCUAAACUAAUUUGAAUCUUGCAAAAAUAAUGACUUUGCCAUAAUACACGCACCAGAUGCUAACUUUCUAGUCAAUAAAAAAAGUUUGCUGCAGAAUUACAUGAUGACGAAGAAAUGAGCUUUGGUGACUUCGAUACUCUCAGAGAAUUUGUGCAAGAGCAUGUCAUCGAUGGAGACCAAAGUGUUUCAAUGAAGCUCCUUACUGAGAUUUAUGGCCUAAAUAAAGAAGACACGAGAGUCCGAAGCAAAGUUAAAAAAGAUUAGAAAGUGAAUUUGGUGACCAAAUUUUGUUCGUAACCAUUGAUUACCACGAGGCACAAGUAGUUUUAAGUCGCAAAGCCAUCUCUGAAACUAGCGUCAGCAGUUUUGUAAAAGAUAACAGAAGCUCCAUCUUGAAAGAAGCUGCAAAGAUUCUUCGUGGGGAUAUAUGAACAUGAUUGACAACGCAUCCAAUGUUCGUUGGCCACCUGCUGUUGAAGAUCUGAAAGCAGAAGAAAGGAAACCACCUCGAAGUUUGAUCAAAUUCCUUAUACUUUUGCUGCAUUCUACGCAUCACUCCGCAGAAGAUGAGGUGCAUUGCCAUUCAUUAUCAAUUGCUCAAGAUUUAGUUCAUGCAGUUUCUAAGAGAAAGUUCACGACGUUAAAGCAUACGUUGCUUGGAACUGCUCUGCAUAGCUUAAUAGGACAAAGGCUCGCGGUAGAUAUCUUGGCAACGUUCGGAAAUUCUUGCAACUAUGAUUUGGUACAAAGGAUUAAAACUGCACAAGCUGAGUUAGAUAUUGCGGAUUGCGAUCUUACGGUUGAAGAACGUGGCACCAAAAUGAGAGAAGACUUUUGCAUUCGAAUGGACCCGGCCGAAAAAGAAAGACAACUGUUCUUUGAUCCAAUCAAGCGUGCCCCUUGGAAGAGUUUUGCUGAUCAAAGUCUGAAGUCGAAAGUUCGUUCAAAGAGUAAAGAGAAAGAAAAAGAUGUCACUGUUCAACGUGACAUACUCAAGCUGCAAACGUACAUACUCAACAUACUCAACGUGACAUAGCUGCAAAGUCUUAACAAGCACAAACUUCUGUCGAUAUCAACAAAGCCCUUCAGUAUUCACUGUCACCAAUACCCUUAUGCUUAGCAACAUCUGACGGAGCCAGACGUAAAACUGCAAAAAGUACGCUAUUUGGCACAGGUCUUCUCAAGAUAGAGGUCGAUAGCAUUCAUUUUGAGCAAACUGAAAGGAUACGAAGAUGCUAUAUUCUAGAUUUAUCUGCAAUUAUCAGAAGCACAGUGAAACCCUCUAAUACUUUUAGAGAGCUUGCCAAGAAAGUAAUAAGAGAAAUCCCGAAAACGUAUGAAAGUAUUUACAUUCCAUGUGAUGCAUAUAGGGCAGCGACGAUGAAAGAUGGUGAGAGAUGCACUCGUGGAGAAGGAGACAAGUUUGUGAUAAGAAAUUCUGAUAUCAGAAUACCUGCUGAUUUCAAAAAAUUCCUUUCUAACGGAGAAAACAAUGAAAGAAUGUUUGAGGUAUGGGUAAAAGAAGAAGAGUAUGGGAAGGACACUAUAUGUGUUGUAAGGUUUUCUUCGUGAGAUACAGAUAUUCCUGUAAUUCUUCUGGCUAUGCCGUUCAAUCGUCGUGUCAUGAUUGAUAAUGGAACAGGGAAAAGUAGAAAGAUUCUUCACUUAAGCAAAUCUGACCUGAAUGACAUACAAAGAAAGGCAUUGCUGGGGAUGCACGCUUUUUCAGGUAAUAACUAGGUAUAUAUCUUGCAUACUUCGAAAAGGCAAGCACUUGUGCUGGAAACAUGUAAAAGACAACAAAAGGUUUCUGGGGCUAUUUAGCAGUUUAGGGACAGAAGUUCAAAUUAAUGAUGAUCAGCUAAAUGGCCUUGAAGAGUUCGUAUGCGUGAUUUUUGGACAAAAAAACUUAGCUCGGUAAAUGAUGCUAGAAGAGAACUUUUUUGGGAAAGAAUGAAGAGAAACAACAAAAUAACAGAUCUAUCUCUUCUUCCGCCAUGCAAAGGCAGCCUUGCAAAGCAUAGUCGAUGUUUAAAUUAUAUUGCCUACAUGUGGCGAAAUGCAUACAGACCAAUCAUCAAUCUUGAGAGCCCAACAAAUCAUGGCUGGCUUCUAGAUCUGAAGAUUGACUUUGACUUUCUCUUGGAUUAUUCUGACUCCAAUGAUUCGGACACUGAGUUUUAAACCCAACUGUAACAUACGUGUACAUGUAAGUUUACUUUUAACAUUCUUUAUAGCUGUUAUGGCAGUAUUCAUCCCAAACGUGACCCCACAACGGGGGCACUUCUAUAACAUAGAAUACACUGCGAAGUAUUCAUCGUAAAGAUGCAGUCGUCUUAUCUAUGAACACUUACAAUACUUACUGAAAUUUCCUCGUGAAUAUAUAUAUUUAUACCAUAUUUAUACGAGUUAGUAUGCUAUGAGCAGUGCCCCCACGCAGGGGCAAAGACUCAUGAAAUCAAUUGAAAGUUUCAUACGUAAAAAUAACAUGAAAUUCGGAUUCUACACCCCAGAAUUAACCAGAAACUAUAUUUUAAUGGGCAGCUUUACCAGUACUUGUGAAAAGCCCCCUUUGAGGGGAUCAAUGGAUGAAGGGCAGUGUUAGGGGCAAUUAAAGUUCUUCAGCUAUUUUCAUACAAUUAUCUUAUUAGAUUAUUUUGUUGUUGCUAUCGAUUGUAGGGCUAUGGGAAUGUUUUUUAUGUAUCAAGUAAUGACCCCAUUUUGAGGGGCAAAUACCCCCAUAUCUCGUGAAUGCCCCCUUGUAUGACAGAACAACAUCAAAAUUCGGAUUCUACGCCCCCAAAUUAACAAUGUGAACCUAAUCACAAAACUCCCUCUCUGGGUGGUGAUACUCCCCCUUCUACUAUCGGACUACUAUUUAUGUUCAGGAAAGCAAGAAGAGGAUUCUUGUGAUAUUUUCUUCUUAGCUGAAAAGCCUAUCUAUUUCAUUUUCUGUUUCACUAUCAUAUACGGAUAAAGAAGAAUCGCUUUUACGAACAUCAAGGGAACUUGCGUCGCUAGAGUAGAUAGCUGAUUUGCAUUCGGAACGCGAGAUCGAAUCGAUAUGUUCAGCUGGGCUGUGAUAGACCCUAGCGUGAAGAUAUAUGUCAUGGUUUUCGAUUUGGUUAAUUAAUAUGGAUGAAUGGGCCAUUUCAAUGUUACAUGUGUGUUCUGUAACUGUUAGUCACACACCGUUUUAAAAAUUUACGAGGUUCCCGGCUAAAAUACUAUUUCCCUGGUAGUUCAGGUGAAGUCCCAAUUUAUCAAGGUGUCUAUUUUCAAUAUUUUCAUGUUCGAUAAAGCUUAUUUUGCUUCUAGAAAGUUCUGCCUUGACUAAGUCAUUUACCUUUCUUUGCUUAAUCUCCAAUUCAUACGAAUCUACCAUUUUUAUGAUACUGGCAACAGCAACAUUUCUCACGAUUUUCUUCGCUUCUGUGGCCAAUUCAAUUCAAUUAAUUUUUUUGCCGUUACUUCGGGAACUUCAGAGCGUAGGCUUCUUGAUUGUCGUCUAUAGUAGGCUUGAUAUAUGAUUUCAUUUGACCAAUUGUGGCUCCGGUGAAAGUUUUUAAUGAUGUUUAGGCGUAUGGAACUUCGGUAUUUAGAUCUUGCCUCCUGAUCUUAUUUUACCAUAGAGUCGCCGAGAAUAGAAAAAAGCUGGCUUUCUAGGGCUUCUAGGCCUCCUUGGACCUUGUUUAGUUUAUCAAUAUCCUUUCCGAGUUUAUCAUCUGAGUUGCUCGUUGUUCUAGGAAACACCCGACUAUCUUCAAUGGCUGAAUACUCUCUGUCGUUUGGGAGUUGUGUUGAACACUCUUUUAUUGUUAAGGUAUCCAGGCAGUUGAAUCUGUUCGCUGUUUCCAGAGGCUGUAUCAAAGGAAAGCCCUUUCCAUUGACGUUUCUCCACUCUGAACCUCGAUCCUGUGAUUUGGACUUUGUAUGUACUUUCCAUUCAUCAGCUGCAUGCUUCGUUUGUAUGUUUGAAUCAGCUAUAUUCCACUGGGGCGAUGGUCUAAGAGCAACUUCACAAAUUGGGGCAAUGGUCUAAAUGACGUAAUCUUCUCCUUCAACUUUGUGUUUUGGAACUUUAGGCCAGUGUUUUCAUCAAGUACAGGUUUUUUCUCAUGCUCAAGUUGACUAUAUCUUGAGAAAAACAUGGUAAAAUCAAUUUUAUUGAUUUCUUCGGUUUUUGGAUUUUUUUGGCUUAUAUUUGUAAUUUCUUCCACUCGUCUCUCAACUUUGUCCAAUCUGUCCAAAAUAAGCGCAAGAGUUUUUCGACUUGUCUGGUCUUCGUGUAAUAAAAUUUCGACUACUUCAUCUGAGAGAAACGAAACUCUGUCCUGGUUUUCGUGUGAUGUAAUUUCUUCGUACCCAGUGGCUACAACCUUCCCUGUCUUUUCCUUUACUUCUUCCGAUCAUAUUUCUCCGCUUCUGAAUUCCUCUGCUCCAUUAAAUACAGGCUGUAUUAUCAGAGACUCAUGUCCACCAUGAGGGGUAUCUUUUAUUUUUCCUUGCUUCAGCAUGCAAUCCAACGAUGUCUCAAACAUGCUUUCAUUUAGGCCAUACGUCUUGUUGAGGGCCUUGCAAAUUUUGGCGGAGUAAGCGGGUUGGUUUUUCUCGCGUAACUUUGUUAUUUCAGCUAAUACAAGAUUCUCCAAAUUUUCCAUAUUCAGUCUCAUAAUCAUCUGUUUCUAGUGCUGUCAAUUAUAAAGAAGCGCCGAAGGCGCUAGAUGUCUAAACACACAGCUAAGCUGUGAGGCAAAUUUGUUUACUUCCGCCAUUUUGAAUAGUGGCAAAAAGGAACUUGCUCCAUACUGAACCCUUAUAAAUUUGGUAAAAUUAAGUAUUGAUUUCGUUCACUUCUCUUUCGAAUAUCGAUAUGAAAUUUGGUGAAUGGCCUUAUAUUGCACUUAAAUUUGCGAAUUGUUGUUAAUAUUGGAAAAACAAGCCGUCAUUCGCAAUUUCCAAGCUUUUACAGUCGCGGUGCUUGUUGUGGUGUUUUCUGUCUCGUCAAAAUUCCAGAAAAUAAUGAUUUAUCUGUUUUAAAUCGGAUCCGGCAACAAUGUUUGGCCACUUAAUGCAUAAUUUUCUUAACACAUUUGUACAAAGAUGUGAUUUAGUUACUUUUUAUUUCUUUUUUUACAGAAACUGCUAUGAAAUAUCUAGGCCUAACUCUAGAAAAAGCUGAAAAUAGGUCAUAAUUCAAUGCUUGGAUAUUAAUAACAGAGUUUAAAUAUAGUAACCAAGUUUUUGAUUCUAUAUAAUCAUUAAUAUUUUUAGACUAUUUCAUAACCCCACUCGUUGCUUGUAAUUAUUCUUCAGCACAAUGCGUCCCUCCCCGUAACUUUAGGCCUAUAAAAUACCUUCGAGAAAAAUAGUUGUGAGCCACGAGAAAACCAUUCAUUUUUAAAAUGGCGGAAGUAAACAAAUUUGCCUCACUCGGCAGUACGCAGCAUGACCCGAGUUGACAUCUAACGCCUUCGGCGCUUCUAUAUCAUUAAGUGCUGUCGCCAUUCCAAAUCUCUUUUAUAACCCCAGCACAUAAGCCCUGUCCACACUACACAAACUAACCCAGGUUCGCCCCAGGUUUUAGCUAACCCAGGUUAGAUUUUGCAGUGUGGACACAACUAACCUGGGUUCGCCCUGGGUUAGUUUAACCCAUCUCCAGAGGUCUAACCUAGGUCGAACCCAGGUUAGUGUUCUAAAUUUCUAGUGUGGACACAAAACCUGGGGCGAACCUGGGUUAGUUUUUUUAACGCAUGCGCAUAUUUGAAUAUGUUUUCAUUUUGCGCGCCGAAAAAUAAAAAUACGUUACAUGCAAACACCAGGCAAGAUAUGGAAACUUGCGAAAAAGAUCGUGGAUCACUAUGGAGCCGCGAAAAAGUUCUCAGCUUCAUAAGUAUCUGGAGAGACGAAAAGAUUCAAGAACAGUUGGAUAACUGUACAAGGAAAAAACAUGUUUACGAAAAGAUGGCACAGCGCCUAGAAAAAGAAAGUGGCUACGAGCGAAACUACAUCCAGAUAAGUGAAAAAAAAACAACUAAAACAGUCUUAUAAGAAAGUUAAAGACAACAACAACUUGUCAGGAAGAGGGAGGAAAACAUUUGAAUAAACUGCAACUUCGGCAACUUCCAUCUUGAUCGUGUUUAUGAAAAAUUUGUUUUGUGUCGUUGUUUUGUUGUUGUUGUAAUUUAACUACACAUGCGUAGCGUCAGCUAACCUGGGUUCGCCCCGACUUUGUGUCCACAUUACAAAACAUGAAAAUCAAGUGUGGACAAAACAGGGUUCGCCCCAGGUUAAAUUUAACCUGGGGCGAACCUGGGUUAGUUUGUGUAGUGUGGACAGGGCUAUAGUAGCGAACCUGACUGUUUCACGAGAGCAACUGAAUAAGGACUACGGUCGAUUUUUGUUUAACUGGUUUGUUUGAAUCAGUAAACCGAUGAGUGCAUUGGUGUAUGUCUUCUUUCGACUCAAUUUCUUUGGCUUGAAAUUUGCUCAUUUCAUCCCUUCUCCCAUCAAGGAGCAUAUCUUUAAGCGAAUAGUCAGGGUUAUGUAACGCUUUCCUUCGGAUUUUGUUAGAAAUGCCUUCAACAAAAAUCUGUAUUUCGAUUUCGAAGUCUGUAUCCGUAAAUGUACAAUUUACAGAAAGAUGUCGUAGCCGUGUGUGAAAAUGAUCUAAGGUCUCUCCUUGUUUGCAGGAAAUUUUCGAAUUGUGAUGCUUCUAGUUCCCUGGAAAAUGCACUCUUUUAAGCAGAUUUCACUAAAGCAAUCCUCCUAAUCCUAUUGAAAAUUAUUGUCUUCUUGCAACAAUUUCGCCGUGGUCUUGAAAAAUACCAGGUUGUCAGUUUCUUCUAAAUUUAGAUCCCUCACUCCACCUUAGCAUGCCAGAGAGUUGUUUUCUUCCUUUUCGGUCAAGCCAAUGUCGCAUGUGCCCAUUGAAAGAAUAGGCCUAAUUCCGCAGCACCCAUAGCACCCAACUUAAUCCGGCCCUGGUUCAAGAUGCUAACCUCCAAAAUUGUGCUGAUAUAUUUUCGGGCAGAGUUUUCUCUACUCUCCUGCAAAAUCAAGAAAUCAAUCCACUCAGAAAUCAAUCUACUUUAAUUAUUUUUCGUUCCUCGGUCCUUCUUUUCAGUAGCGAAAUUCCGUUUAUACGCCUGCCGCCAGUAACUACAUGAAUUUCCCAUACUGACGUCAUGAAACAAUCAGACGUCAAAAAGCACACUUUUGAGCUUAAAGCAAGAUAAAACUUCAAUUAACACAAGGUAAGUAGCAUGGAGGAGGUCGCUGAGAAUGUCAAGCUAGUGCUUAAAGGAAAUAAAUGGUUGAAGCAAAAGGAGAGUCCUUUCGUGACCUUGGCACAGGAGGGUAUAAGAGCAGAGGAGCUACUAGGGGAAGGGGCUUUUGCCAAAGUGGUUUCCGCAUAUCACGAGAAACUGAAAAGAAAGGUCGCAGUCAAAAUUACUGACAAGCGAAAAGCUCCGGCGGAGUACCUCGAAAAGUUUCUUCAGCGGGAGAUAAAUGCGAUUUGUGAACUCGAUCACCCCAAUAUUGUAAAAUUACUGGGGAUUUAUGAAUCUACUGAUCGCAUUUUCAUGGUUAUGGAGCUAUGUGAAGGUGGUGAUCUUCUUGAUUUCGUUAACGAGCAAAAGUACAGAAGUGAAAUGGAAGUAAAGAGACACUUUCAAGAACUGUCAUUGGCUAUCUACCAUACACAUCAGCGAGGUGUUGUGCAUCGCGAUUUGAAGCUUGAAAACCUCAUUCUCGAUUUUCAAGGAAAUCUUAAAGUUACAGACUUUGGUUUCGCCCGCCAUUCAGUGAAAGGAAAUUUACUGAACACCUGUUGCGGAUCUUUUGCCUAUGCAUGCCCAGAAGUGUUACGCGGCGAGGCAUACGACGGUUUUGCAUCCGAUGUGUGGAGUAUGGGCAUUAUAUUGUACGCCAUGUUGACCUGUAAACUUCCUUACACUGAAAUCGACCUGAAAAUGCUGGCCAAUGGCUCAAGUGUUAAGAAGCUAAAAUUCUCUCAAGAUACCCCUCAAGGUGCUAGAGAUCUUGUUCGGAAAAUGCUGGAAUGUGACCCUUCCGAGCGUUUCACAUGUGAAGAGAUUAUCAGUCACGAAUGGCUUAGAGACGAAAACUUCCCACCAGAAAGAAAUUUCAUCAUUGCUGGAGAUGCAUUACAAAGAGGUUGCGGGAGCAUAAUAAACAAAACCUUUAAUUGCCAAACAGCAAACAGUGUCAGCAGCGGGAUUUCCGAGUUGUCAGUUGGGAGCAGCCUGUCCGUUAAUGGCCAAAUCCUCAGAAAUAGAGACGACUUGGGCAUUGUUACAAGCGAGAAACAUUCUAAUGUUCCUGGAGAAGAAGCGAACUUCAAAGUUUAUGCUGUCAGAAGAUCAACAAUAACUAGUGCUGACAACCAGCGAUUGUUAACUAAUAUAAUGCAGCAGCCAACAACAAGAUUUUCAAAGACCGUCAAGAAGAAGAAAGUGGCUCUCAUGUGUCUAGGAGGGCUAGGAAAAAAGGCAAAAGACUCUGAUGUCAGCGGGACAAUUAAAUUCCAAGAUAGUGGAAGAAAAAAGGAAAACCUGUAUGAUAUCGUUUCUCAAGUAACGAAAGCAAAGACGGAAAAAGGAAAAACAGAAAAUCAUCUAAGUGAUGACGAAUUUGGACAGGAGGAUAGUGACGAGGAAUGCAUUAAGCAAAUGAGACGCGAGUUGGAAUGCUUGGAAAAUGAUGGAUUAACACUGGAAGCAAGAGAAGGAAGCCAAGCGCCAGUAGUGGAAGAGAAAAGAAAGCUUCGAUCAUGGAGGAAAGUGUGCGGCCGGCUCACAAGCAAGGGCUGAUAACGAAAUCUUGAGUAGAGAAAAUAUAAUUAUCUUCUAUUUGGCUUAAAAGAGUCUAGAACAAAAUUGGAAUGCAGUUGUAAUUACGUAACAAAGAAAUUUAGAGCGUUCAUUUUUGCCAUGGCAGGAAUUAUUGUACCACAGAUUUGAGUCAAAAAGAUAAUUCAAAUUUAAGUGAAUACUUUUUUGUCAAUUGAUUCAUUUAUGAAAAUAUAGCGUUACUUUAGAGCUAUCUAUUGAAAUACCUAAUAUUGCUUGACAAAGUAUCAAACUAUCUUUAAAUAGACAAAAUUGACAAUUUGUACAAAUAUGUUCCAGAAGAAGUAACAGAAAAUGCCAUUUUCAGAUAUCUAAAGAUUGAAGCCAGUACUCAAUGCAUUUUCUUGGUGCUGGGGGUACUCAAAGAAUUUUCUUUUCUUUUCAGCACCAGAUCUGAAGGUACCUUUUCUAAUGACAAACCGUUCAUAAGCUUAUCACAAAACUGAGACACGC